Culex pipiens pallens (northern house mosquito) is the source of this 1104-nucleotide messenger RNA. RefSeq names its product luciferin sulfotransferase-like. Bases 60 to 1049 code for a protein of 329 amino acids. The record is from RefSeq and is a predicted model, not a curated record. Gene Ontology annotation, cellular component: cytoplasm. Lineage: Eukaryota; Metazoa; Arthropoda; Insecta; Diptera; Culicidae. The transcript has 3 exons. Gene Ontology annotation, molecular function: sulfotransferase activity. Gene Ontology annotation, biological process: sulfation.
UUAGUUAUGUAAAUUCUCCUCUCGUCAGUUUGUGGUUGAAUUUCAGAGCGGCUGGAAUCAUGUCAUUCGAGUACAUUGAGAUUGACGAUCCCACCUUUUUGGCUACCAAUAAGGAACGUGCAGAGGAGGAUUACCUUUUAGUAAGGGCUAAAACUGCCAGCGAUGUCCCCAUUGAGAAGUGGGACCCUCCAGCGUACUGUUUUACGACAAGAUUUUCUCGAUACGAGGAAGAACUGCUGAACAUGAAAGUGAAGUCUGAUGAUAUCUGGGUCGCUUCGUAUCCUAAAAGUGGCACCACGUGGAGUCAAGAGAUGGUCUGGCUCAUAUGUAAUGAUCUAGAUUUUGAUCGGGCCAAGUCGGAAUCGCUGAGGACUCGAUUUCCUUUCCUGGACGUUAGCUUGAUUCACGAUCUACCAAAUGAUGAAUCAUCUUUCGAAAGAGUUCGAAACAUGCCGUCACCACGAUUCAUCAAAACGCAUCUGCCAGUUUCGAUGCUGCCAAGUCAAUACUGGAAGGUUCGUCCAAAAACGGUCUACAUUAGCAGGAAUGUUAAAUCCGUUGCAGUGUCGUACUACCAUCAUUCGAAAAACUACUUUUAUCGUGGAACGAAGGAGGAGUUCAUAAGAUCCUUCAUGCAAGAUUUGGAGUUCUAUUCGCCGAUUCAUAGUCACGUGAUCGGGUAUCAUUCACUUGAAAAUUGCAGCAAUAUUUUGUACUUGAGCUACGAAGAAAUGAAGAGAAAUUUGAGAGGUACCAUCGUGAAGGUUUGCGAAUUUUUCGGAAGAUCUUACAGUGACGAGCAGAUCGACCAGUUGUGUGAACACCUUUCGUUCGAUUCCAUGCGGGUCAACAAGGCCUGCAACUACGAGGACAAGGACGACCAAGAUGAUGGUGCACCAAGCGGUGAAAAGGCUCCAGACGAUCGAUUUAUACGGCGAGGUCAGCUUGAUGGAUGGAGGGAUGAGCUUUCGCCGGAGUUGAUCGAAGAACUUGACAAGUGGACUCGCCGAGUUGUUCAAGAUGAAGAGCACUUGAAGUUGUUUCUGUAGAUAAAGCACGUUGAAAUGCAUAUUUAAUUUGGACUGAAUAAAACAGUAAAUUUUC